Molecule: messenger RNA, 9712 nt
Organism: Porites lobata
Lineage: Eukaryota; Metazoa; Cnidaria; Anthozoa; Scleractinia; Poritidae
Source: the annotation of a GenBank genome assembly
AUGCCUUACGUAGCGAGCAGCAACUUGGGUUACUACUCCGUAGUUUAUUCUCUGACGCUUUUUAUCCUUAUUUGUGUCGGUAAGUUGUCAUUCUCGUUGGUGCGAGAGUUUGCUUCAUAAUUCAAUAUGGCGUCGUUGGGUGUUUUUAUUAUGAGUGUGUUUUAAAAUAUUUGUAGGGUUGUAUUACAAUCUCUCUGGUCUUGGAACAAGAUUUGACAUAGGAUGGUACGUAUUUUGUUCAUUUACAUUUCAUAUUCAUUUUUCUUCUGGUAAACUUUGAUCUCCUACUUAAAAAAUAUUCAAUCACAGAAUAAACAAUUAAGCCUAGUUUAAGAGUGUUUAUGUAAUAUUUUUUAAAAAAAUGAAAAUCAGUUUAAGCAUUUAUACAUACAUAUAUAUUGGAAUUUCCAGGCAUGUCUCAUUAGUGCUUCUGAUUGGUCGUGCCGUGUGGGAAAUUUGAUUCAACCAAUCAGAAGCACUCCCCAGAUCUGGGUAGUGACACAUCAUCAGUAUGGAAUUUCUGUGCUUGUUUCUCAAACAUCAUUUGGGGAGGAAACUGUUGGUAGCAUUGCCAAAUGUCUGCUGUUUUCUCAGGCUAUGAUCACAUCAAAUAGGAAUCAUUAGUUAUAGAGACUUCUGUUGAAUAUCCAAAUAGCUAUUUCACCUGCGUCACAGACAUGAUCUAACCCCAGUUAGUAACAUUGUUGAAGCAGGGCCAAUAUCCUUGUUCAGGGCCCCUAACUGACUCAACAAAAUUACUGGAAAUGUGUUUCACAUUCCCUUCAACCUGAUUGGCAAAUUGACAAUAGCUUUUUUAACAGGCCAAUAAUGGCACAUACUCAAAUCCUGGUACACAGGUGGAGGGAGGGGGAGGCAGAACAAGGAUUUCCUCACUGUUUCGCAGAUGAAUUUCACCAGAAGUUUAGUUCUGUCUGUGGUACAGGCUUAUAACUGUGCUAAAACCCAAAGAACAAGCUGUAAAACUGUCUUUCCUUGCACCCUGGUACAGGCAAUGAAAAAUUAAAGAUGCUCUGUUUCCAUCUUUCAGGUUUUUGGAGAAGACCUCCCCUUUUAUGUGGGGUUCUCUUGGAAUAGGAUUAGCUAUAGCACUGUCUGUAGUUGGAGCUGCGUGGUGGGUUCAAUAACGAUGUUCUUGAUUAUUUUCAGUGCUUUUCAAUAACACACAAAACGCUGAAUUUUAAAAUUUGCCUUGUUGAUUGCAUUUUUUGCUUCCGUCAAUCAAACCCUCAAACAAAAAAACCCACAAAAUGGGUCAAAAUCCACCAAUCACAUAUCACAAACCAUGACCUUUGAAUUCAUUAACAGAAGUAAACUUCCCUUUCUUAAGAGGUCCGCUAAGAUGAUUGACGGUAUCGAAAAAUGCAAACAUUAGUUGGCUUUUGAACUUCAGAAUUCACGUUUGCUUUUUUGGAAAAGUGUGUUAAUGCAGUUUUGCCCACCACUUUUUACUAUUACCAGUAAUAUUUUCCCGAAUACACUGCAGACAAACCAUACACGUUUGUACAUGUUACAGAUCAAAAUUCAAUUCAGGUUAAAAUUUUUUAACCUAGGUUGAUUCUCAUUUUUCCUUUGUCUCCUAGCCCUAAUUAUUCAUGAGUUAGAAUAGGGGGCCACCCGGCACUUCUAGAGCUCAGCCUUGCAUCGUCAAUAAAUUCUGCUUUUGAGUAAAAGAUUCAUGCAGAGAUUGUCCUAGUUUGGGUGCUUAACAUAUGGAGAUCAUUUUCAGGUUAGACUAUUACUGGAUGCAUUAAUUGAUAAAUUGUUUCUCCUCCUUAGGGGAAUAUUCAUCACAGGAUCCAGUAUUUGUGGAGGUGGUGUGAAAGCACCAAGAAUUAAAACCAAAAAUCUAAUCAGGUAACUUGAAUGUGAUAUGAACGCUGUUAUACCGUAAAAUUCCGAAAAUAAGCCCCGGGGCUUAUAUUUUUCAAAGGCCCUUUUUGAGGGGCUUAUUUUUGGAGGGGCUUAUAUUCGGAGGGGCUUAUAUACGGAGGGAAAUUUGCGUUUCAAAAUCGAUUGGGCUAGCCUUAUAGUUGGAAGGAAAUUUACCGUUUUUGCUUUGUUUUACUUUGUAUUGGAGGGCAAUUUUCCAAUAGUACAAGCCCCCGGGGGGCUUAUGUUUGGAGGGGCGAUUUAACGGAGGGUUUUUUGUGUUACCGCUUUGGGGGGCUUAUAUUUGGAGGGGCUUAUACAUGGACGGGCUUAUUUUCAGAAUUUAACGGUAUUUUGUGUCACAAGAAUUAAGAUAUUAAUUCGUGUGUAUUUACCACAAAAUGUACAUGUAUAUUCACGCUGCAUUUUACUACUAAAAUUUGUGGAUAAAAAUGUAAAUGUUAUAGCUAUGCAAAACUAGUAGCUGUUUAUCCCUUGAAAUGAUUACAAUGGAUCUAAUUUCUUCUUUGCUUUUUCAAAUUUGCAGUAUAAUCUUUUGUGAAGCUGUUGCCAUUUACGGCAUUAUCAUGUCUAUUGUUCUCAGUAACUACAUGUCGGUAAGCUAAUGAAAAAUCACCUUUAGAAGUACUUUUUAUUAGCAUUGAAACAAAGGGAGGAAUCUGAUGCAAAAACAAGCCUCGCUUGGUGUCUUUUCUGUCAUCUACAUGUGUUGAGUAGAACCUCCAUAUAACAAAGUCCUUGGUAUAAUGAACGAUUCUCUUUACUCCAGUAGCCGUAAAAUACAUUGAAAAGAAGCUCGAUGUAACAAAACCAUUUUAUAGUGAACAAAUUUUGCCAGUCCCUUGUCCCUUUAAUAUAUCGAGGUUCCGCUGUACCUCUCCCACUACAAGCAUUACAUUUUUUACAAUGUACGUAAAAUGUUAUCAUUAAUUUUUAUUUUAAUCUUCAUAUUUCAAAAGCAACUAAAAUAUCAAGUAUACUAAAUAUGUUGUAGUUAAUUUUUUAUCUCUUUUUUCUUUUUCAGUUUUUGGGUAUGUUUCUCAAUGAAGUUUAAAUUAAAAAAUUAAAAUAUAUAUCAGUGUUAAAAUGGUUGUGUACUUGAUAUGGCAUUCUUUGUUUGUUAAUAUAAGUAUGUAAUUUAUUCAUUUGCUUAUCACAGAAUGUUGAUGUGGAUUCACUUACAAAAAUGAAGGACAUUAGACAGGUCCAUAGUUCAGGUAAAAUAAGGUUUAUUUUAGUCACCACUGAAGCUUUAUAUAAUUGAAAAUAGCUUGCCUUCAACUCUGAAAAAGUUUGAAGUGUCUAUGUAUUAACUGCAUUUCUCCAAACCAUGAAAUGUUCAUGAAAAAAAUGAACAGGGUUUGCAAAUUUUAUUGAUGAGUGGAGUCAGUGUGACUUCUGCUUCACAAAUUUUGGAGUCAUUUUGGAAUAUUUGGAGUCAAGUAUCAGAACGCAAAAAGCCAUUUUCAGACUUUCCAGCAUGUGGUCCUGGCACGUAUACACUAUUGUGGGGGAUACACCUAGUACCUGUGGUGGUCCGCUGACCUGGAAAGCUCAAAUCCAUGAUGCCGGUCACUGAGUAAAGUUUGAGCGUAAUUUACCCUCUUCCUGUUUUGUCGUGCAGUAUAAUUCUUUAAUUUCGAUGAUUUAAUUAAGGUUUACAAUGUUUACAAUAACAUAAAUUGCAUUUGUUGUGAAAAAGGUAAGGACAAAACUGUGUUUGUUACCGAAAAUUUCUGGAGUCAAAGUGGCUCCCUGUUUGUUACCGAAAAUUUCUGGAGUCAAAGUGACCCCUUCCGUAACCUCAGUGGAGUAAACUGAACAAUUUUGGCAUAAAAUACAGCAAAUUUUGCGUAUUUGCGAACCCUGAGUGAAUGAAGUUAACAGGUGAAUAUUUGUUUUGCUACACUAAACUUCUCAUUAUUUGAUUGUCCUCCAAACUGUCUGUGAUUCCUCAUUAAUUUGUCCCUUUCUUGAUGAGAAUACCAGCAAUAACAUUAUUACUUUUUUAGGGUAUAGUGUUCAGCCUGUAUCAAAAAAGCAUUUUGUUUAUUUUGCAUUAAGCAUUAUCAUUUAAAUGGUAAAAAAUAAAUAAUUCAGAAAUGCUCUAGGUUCUUCUCAAGUCCAAAAAAAAUCUCCAUUAGUGUCAACAUAACCUCUUUUUUUAUAGUGUCUUUAUGUUGCAGCCACAUGUAAUAUUACAUUAAAAUAAUUAUCUAUUAAGCAGACACCUGCAGGAACCUCACUAGUAUCUGCUAAAAAAUUGUGUUUCUCCAACUUUGGUAGUUUCUGAACAUUCAGGUCCACUUUUUUACAAUCACUGACCUUCAAGAAUACAACUAUAAUGUACAAUACAUUAUUGGACAAUAUAUUUUGUGUUCCACUGAGAAAAUAAGAAAGCCUUGGUUUCCUUUACUGUGCUUUUUCACUCUGGAGUUCAAAAUCCGCCUUCACAAAUGCAUUUUUUGUUGUCGUCAAUAAUAAUUACGAUGACAAGCAACAAAUCUCAAAACAGAGAAACAGACAAAACGGUUCGAAAUCCACAAUUCACAAACCAUGACCUUUUGAGCCUGUUGAAGUAAACUCUUGUUUCCUAAGAGGUCCACUCAGAUGACUGGCGGCAGCGAAAAAUGUAAAUGUCAGUUGGCUUUUGAACUUCAGAAUUCAUGUGUUUUUGAAAACUGCAGUAAUAUCAAAAUGGUUCACCCUUGACUUGGGUGCUUCAAUUCACGUGGACAAUAAAUAGUAAAUUCACCAAAGGCAAUUCUCUUUUUCCUGGUUGUAUUACUUUGGUGUGGCUCAAUCUAUGUAGUUCACUAGUCUAUCUAUUUUUUUCCAACUGAAUGUAACAGUAGUAUUAUUUUUCAGGUUCGAAGUGUUACUUUUAGCUUAAAAUAACUGAUGCUAGGCGAUGUAUACUUUACCUCAUUAGGAUUUAUGUUGUUUGGAGCUGGUUUGACAGUUGGAUUUUCCAAUCUCUUCUGUGGAGUUUGUGUUGGAAUUGUUGGAAGGUACAGUGAAACCCCAUUAAUGCGACCACUGUUAGGCCAUAAAAUCAUGGUCAUAAUAACGAGAUGGUCAUACUAAAGGGAUCUUCCAGGACUGUCACUAAGAUUUCAAGUUGCCGGGUAAAUACAAAGUAGGUGGGGAAGCAAACAGUUACGGAUUUCUUGUGGUUUCAUUUUUAUUCUCUUUUCCUAUGAAAGAAGCCAGGGGACAUGUCCCCCCCAGCUCUUAAUGACAACCCUAAUCUUCAAAAAAAAUGACCAGUAUUUCUCUUGUGGGUCAAAAAAUUGUGAUCAUGAUAACAAGGUGGUCGUAUUAACAGGGUGGUCGUAAGGCGGGGUUGCACUGUCUUACAGUGUCUUGAUUAUGCUGUGCUCAGAAUGUAAACAAGCUGCAUUGGUUAAUAGUUUUCAGUGUACUUACAGAAGCCUUUAGGGCAUAACAAAAGUGCUGUUUGUAGCAUAAUGAUGGACAUUUUUUGCCAGUAUAUUUUUCUGAGAAAUUGCCUAAGAGGGAUGCGUUACCUGCUGUUUUAGAGAAACUAACAGAGAGAAGCUGGGAAAGCCAAACAUAGCGAUUCUCAGUGCACUAUAUUAAAAGCAUCACCUUAUCAGGGGACUUUAAAAAGAUUAUAGUAUUUUACAGAAAAAAAAUUACAGUAGUAGUUUGUAGGGUCAACUCAGUAGUUAAAUCUUAUAACACAUCACUCUUGACUUGUCUUGAAUCGUGAUUACAUUUUCAUUUGACCUAGUUACAGCUGUGUGUAAUUUUCUUUUCUUGUGAUGUCAGAUGAAUGUCAAUAUCAGUUAGAUAACUCCAUUAAAAAGCUUGUUCUUAUUCUCUUUGAUUUCAGUGGUGCUGCACUUGCAGAUGCUCAGAAUUCAUCCUUAUUUGUUAAGGUAAUCAUUUUUUAGUGUCGUGCACAGUUACUCUGCCAAUGCUCCAACCAGUCAGUUCUCAAAAUUCAUCAUCCUCCUAGGCCAUCAUUAAUUUUGUUACAUUUUACUUUGUCAUACAGUCAAACCUGUAUAUAACGGCCUUGUAUAUAGCGGUUGCCCUGUAUAUUCAGGCACCGGACAACUUCCCAAAAUUUUCAGUUGCCUAAUAUUUUCUGCAAAGUUGACCUGUAUAUAAUGGUCACCUUGCCAUUUGCCAAGGGUGUAUACAGACUGUAUUCAGGUGAACCCCCCUUAAAAGUAAUAUAAUAAUAAAACUGUCAGGCCAAAAUGUGGUCACUGUCGCUUACCAGUGGUGGUCGUUUACUUUCGGAUCUAAUAGGCUUUGAUGGAGAAAGUUUUGAUGUUUUAGGGAGGUGGACGCACAUAGAAGUAUAAUGUUUGUGUCUGUGUGAUGUCUACCAAACCAGUGUAGUCAUAUCAUUGCAAAAGUCUUUCAGUGAGCAAGCUCGCAAAAUCUAUGAAACAUUUUCUCAUAAUGUCAUGUUCAGCCAUAUUCGUGUUCCUAAACAAUGAAACAGCAGCCAUGUUGGUGUUCCAAACGAGUCCUUCUCAUGGGAGGUUAACCUUUUUCCUGUAUAAAAGCUUUCUUUUGUUCCAAUAAAUUUGCAUAGCUAGUGGCCAUUUGAGUGAAAAUGCUCUGUAAUGUCAGGGUAACAGUGCAUUGCUGUUAGCAGAUGUUGACUGCUACUUUGUUAUCUCGUUACAUGAACACCCAUCAUGAAAUAUCAGGUGACCUUUCAUGCAAAGAGAUGUACAUGUACUGCAUCUUCACAUAGAAAAAAUCACUAUUGCUAUGCUAACAUGAUAAAUUGUGCCUUUUACACUAAAAAUAUAUUUAGGUGAAAUUGUUCGGUAUUUUAUUGGUGUUUUCUGUUAAAAAAUUUCACUACCUUGUUGAACUCAUUCACAAAAAUACCGUAAAAUUCCCAAAAUAAGCCCUAACAUGUAUAAGCCCCUCCAAAUAUAAGCCCCCCAAAAUCAUAACGCAAAAAACCCUCUGUUAAAUCGCCCCUCCGAAUAUAAUCCCCCGGGGGGGCUUGUACUUGGAAUUUGCUGUCGAAUACAAAGAAAAACAAAGCAAAAAUGGUAAGUUUCCUCCCCUUUACAAGCUGGCCCAAUCGAUUCUGAAACGCAAAUUUACCUCCGAAUAUAAGCCCCUCCAAAAAUAAUCCCCUCAAAAAGGGCCUUUGAAAAAUAUAAUCCCCGGGGCUUAUUUUCGGAAUUUUACGGUAUUUUUCAACACUCAAAGAGAAAUUUCAUAUCCCUUUGCGGCCAUAUAAUAUCCCCCAUUUAAUAAACAAUGGAUAUUGGACAUUGGCUAAAAGACUUGUUUUGUAUCGGUUGAAGGUUUUGAUCAUUGAGAUCUUUGGUAGUGCCAUUGGGUUAUUUGGCGUCAUCAUAGCCAUCAUACAGGUGUGUAGAAUCCCUUUGUAAGCUGCAUCUUAACACAUGCAAUGAGUCAUAUAUUUGUCGAGAUCAUACAGAUGUACUGUUGUCAAACAGGGUAAAGCUUGAAAAACAAAACAAUCUGGUCCCCUUCCACCCACCCUCAACCAAAACAUGUUUUGUUGUUUCCAAGAGGUACCUGGAGCAGUGGCUCAAAUUUGGUUUUUGGUGGGGUGGGGUGGGGUGGUGAUGGGAAGACUUGCUUCCUCCCUUUUGAACUAGAUAGUGUUUAAAAAAACUUAAGAAAGGUUGAUGAGGACAAAAUGUUGCAACCAAUUCGUUGGCCCAUCGUCGCUUGCAAGUAAACUAUCUGUUCAAGUACGAGGGGUUCGUGCCCGAUGCCCUAUAAGUAUAGAGACCAAUGUUGAGACUGUUAAUUUAUUUUUUCCACAGACCAGUCAUGCUUCAAUGUCCAUUAAAGGAUCAUCUUGAAGAUUCUUCUGUUGUGGAUGAAGGGAGAGCAAAAGAAACAUUAAUAAGCAAAAAAUCAAUUUAUGAUGUAUCCUUGGAUGAUGAAGUUUGAUUCAUCGUGAAAGUUAAACAAAACUCGCAUUGGAUUAUUUUUUAUGUAUUGUUCUGUUCCAGAAAACUGAUAAUCAAUGGUAGUAGUCCAGUUUCGAGUUCGCUAUAACCGCUGAAUUAAAGAAGUGAAGACGCAUUUUUUACAGGCUUAGCCUCCAUCUGAAGUAAUAUAUUCACAAAUUCCUACGAGAAGAAGACCUGUUUAUUACUCUGUCUAUUGUGUAUAUCCAAAUUUUAAACGCUUACUUGCCAGAAUUUUUGAAUAUUUUACUUUAUGUCGAGGCUAGCCCUGUAUGAAUGUGUCGUUAAUGUUUGUAUUCAGCGGUAAUGUUUAAUUCGAAACUGGACUAUUUGCCUCUUUAGACGUGAAAAGGAAACUGGGGCGAUUUGUGGGACUGUUACUUUGGAUAGGGAAAAAAUUGGCCAAUAGUCGACCGCCACGUCCCCAGUAACAAUCCCAGAAACAACCGCGGGACGAAUUUCGGCUCCAGCUCCCCUCUUGUUUCCUAAGUGGCAAUUACUGUAAGGGCUGGUUAUUGAUUUGAAACAAGAGAGAAUGAUCUCUCUUGUUUGAAACAAAACCUGACUUUAGCUUCGGGGUUAAUACUCGGGGGAUGUACGGUAUAUGAGCUGCUAAUCUAGACGGAAUCUAUUCAUGAGUGAAAUUACAUUGUGUUGCCUUUUAUGAGGCGUUGAUUUGGUAAUUGUAAAUGCCCAAGCGCUUUCAUGUAUUUCACGCCUCUGUUUUUCCAGUAAUUACGUCUUCCCUACGUUUUACUAACAGCAAAAGCAAAUGAGCGAGAAACGCCCGUAGUCACUGUUUGGGCGCCGCCUGCUUUAAGUUGAAAUUUGGCGGGUUACGGUGACGUACUCUUCCCAGGACCCCGCAUCCACGACCACCGUAGUAGAGGUCGCCACAGCGAUUACUUUUAGUGACGUAUCUUUAUAUGAAAAAAAAACAUUGACUGGCUAAUCUCCACUUUCAUAAUAACCAGCCCUUGGUGUGUCACUAUUCUGCCCUAAGAUACAUAUAAAUGUCAAAAAUGUGGAAAUGAAAAUGCAGGUAUUAUUUCGUGUUCCUUGUCGGUAAAGGAAAUUUAUUUUUAAUUGUUAUAACACUAAUAGAAAGAUAAUAUUUUUAUUUUUCACCAAAAAGCGUUCAUUCACGUCAGUCUUAAACUUCAGGCUUAAGUUUGAUAGGGGUAGACUUAAGGUAGCAAGAGGCAUUACGACGCGCUAGCCGCGACUAGGCUUCAUAAUUUUCUAGGGCGUAUGCCCUCAGAUACCCUUAGCAGCUCGCGCCUUUAGCCUGUAUACAGCAGCCCCCUAUCCUGAAACAAAAUCACGGAGAGAGACUCUUUCCGAUUUUGUUUGAGGAAAGAGACAGCUGUACACAGGCCUCGCGCUUUGGGCGACUGUACAUCUUGCCUCGUCUGUGUCAAUAGUCUGGCUGCGAUCCUGCGUUUAGUUUUAAAACGUGAGACUCAAGUAAGAAUUAAGGAGAUACCUUUCUUACGAGUGUCUUGUUGAAGGAUAAUUGAGAGUGGUCUCUGAUUAUAAGCUUUAGUUGAUGUUAAAAAUGUCCCUUAUUCUAGCUAAACUUCUGUUUAGUUUCAUGCUCACAGUAUUAUGAUUAUCAGACUCGCAAUUCUCAUGCAAAUCUAGCUUCAUUAUCAGAAUUAUGAAAAUACAAAGACAAAAUGAAAAAACAAACCAUGAUAUGGAAUCCGUAUAGUGAGGCUGUGAACCCAGUGUAAAUUUGAGCGGUUCUGUAACCAGUAAAAUAUUAAAAUGGCGUGAACAUUAUUGUUGGAAGCAAUAUUGAUUCAAUGAUGUUGCCAUGGUAGUGCGAUGAUCCAAAUAAAAAC